AUGCUCUACCUCUUUGAGUCCAAAAAACUUUUAAAAAAAGAGGAUUUCCAAGAUAUAAGCAAACAAAGACAUACUUUAUUUAAGGAGUUGAUUGGAUCAUACAACAAUGUGCUGCACUUGACAAAUGGAAAACUACUUAGAGUUUUUACUAUACCUUAUGCUGCAGAAG
Molecule: messenger RNA, 169 nt
Organism: Cinara cedri
Lineage: Eukaryota; Metazoa; Arthropoda; Insecta; Hemiptera; Aphididae
Source: the annotation of a GenBank genome assembly